Molecule: messenger RNA, 1194 nt
Organism: Rhopalosiphum maidis (corn leaf aphid)
Lineage: Eukaryota; Metazoa; Arthropoda; Insecta; Hemiptera; Aphididae
Product: KRAB-A domain-containing protein 2-like
Exons: 2
Coding region: 1-1194 (397 amino acids)
Biological process (GO): DNA integration
Molecular function (GO): nucleic acid binding
Source: RefSeq, a predicted model, not a curated record
AUGGACUCUAAAUGGACAGCAGAAAGAGAUGCAGAAGCUGUUAAAAUUUUAACUGAUGACAAUUCUAUAAAUAAAGUUAGACGGUAUUAUCAUAUCCGUGAAAAAUUUGAACUAAUCGAGGUAGCUGGCGUUCGACGAGUUCGACGAAAGCGCGAUCAACGCAUUAUGGCAGUAGUUGAAAAUUUCACUAGUAUUAUUCGUGAUAUGCAUGUGGCCAGUGGACAUAAAGGUGAAACAAAAACACACAAGAAAAUAAUGGAACACUAUUCUAAUAUUACAAUGGCUGCUGUAAAAGCUUACAUUGCUAAUUGUGAAAGGUGUGCGGAAAAAUCAAAAAAAAAAUGUACGCGAGGUGUUGUUGUGCGGCCUAUUUUAUCUUCCUCUUUAAAUGAACGCGGUCAAGUCGAUCUUGUCGACUUUCAAAGUUUACCGGAUGGUGAUUUUAAAUUUAUCCUUCAUUAUAAAGAACACUUGACCAAAUUUUCAAUUUUCCGGCCAUUGAAAUGCAAAAAGGCUUCGGAAGUGGCCAAAGAAUUAUUAAACAUAUUUUUGACGUUUGGUGCCCCUCACGUUCUGCAGUCCGAUAAUGGUCGCGAAUUCACAGCCGAUAUUAUAACUGAAUUAGCAUCAUUUUGGCCCGAUCUAAUACUAGUAAAUGGUCGGCCACGUUAUCCACAAAGCCAAGGAUCUGUAGAAAGAGGUAAUUGUACGUUGAAGGAUUCACUGGUGGCGUGGAUGCGAGAUAAUAAAACUGCGGCGUGGAGUUAUGGCAUCGCCUUUGUACAAUGGGGUGUUAAUACGACUUAUCACGAAGCUAUAAAAAUGACUCCAUACGAAGCAGUCUUUGGUCAAAAACCACGGAUAGGACUGGCUACAAAAGUACUUCGACAGUUGGUAGAAAAUAUAAUGACAAGUACAUUGGAAGAGGAUAUACUGAAAAUGCUUUUAAAUGAGGACAAAGAGGACAAUGAGGACGUACAAGUACUCAAUACUGAAACAAUAGAUUUAGAGCGUACGCAAGAUACAGAAGAAGUAUUAGAAGCUACUACUGCGUGCUCGCAGCAUAAUAUUAUUCCAGAAAAUAAAAUAGAACAAAAACUCGAGAAAUUAAUAAAGACCACGCAAAAAAUUUUAGAUAUUAAAAGUGACACCGACAAAGUAAGUCUAUGCAUAAAAUGUAAUUUAAAUUAUUGA